UCGCCGAAUUUACUUUUAUUUAAAAAUUAAUAAAUAAAAAAUUAAUAAAUUAAAUAAUAAUAAUAGUAAUAAAUGAUAUCAAUAAUUAAUAAAUUUUUCAUUGUUGAACAUAACUCUGAAGGCAAUGUAAAAAGUUGAUGGUCGUCUUCAUUUGAGAGGAUAUAACAUUAUGACAUUAAUUUUGAUCCGAUCAUCAAUUGACUAUAAUUAAAAACAUCAACUAAAACAACAACAACAACACUUUCACUAACACAACACAACUACAACAACAACGACAAAAAUGUCAACGAUCAGUUUCCACAAAGUUGGCUUCUACGUCAAGAUGAGAGAUAGGAAGGGGUCCAAAAAAUGUUGUGGAGAGGUCAUCAGCAAGCCGAUCCUUAGCGACGUUAGUGGGAUAUUCCGACCAGGAAUGAACGCUAUCUUGGGACCAACCGGAAGUGGAAAGACAACUUUGUUGGAUGUUUUAUCUGACCGUAUAGACAAAUCUGGUGUCACUGGUAAAGUCCUAGCGAAUGGAGUCAUGCGUUCGAAAAAUUUCAAACUUACCACCGGUUAUGUCGUUCAAGAUGACGUAGUCAUGGGGACGUUAACAGUACGGGAAAGCAUUAGCUUCUCGGCCAACCUCAGGCUGCCGGGUUCGACUACACCAGAGGAAAAGAAAAAAAAAGUCAACGAAGUCAUUGAAGAGUUGGGUCUUGUAAAAUGCGCCGAUUCAAAGAUAGGAACAGAGCUGAUUCGUGGCAUAUCUGGCGGCGAACGUAAACGAGUCAGCAUAGGCAUGGAGUUAAUAAUAUCACCUUCCAUCAUAUUCCUCGACGAGCCAACCACCGGCCUGGAUGCCAGCACUGCUAACUCCGUCAUGUCCCUACUGCACGGACUGUCCUCGAAAGGUCAAACGGUCAUCUUCUCCAUCCACCAGCCGCGUUAUGCCAUCUUCAAAUAUUUUGACACACUCUCGCUAUUGGGUAGCGGAAGAACUAUUUACCACGGGCCAGCCAAUCAGGCGCUAGAUUAUUUUGAGGGCAUAGCAGGGUUCAGAUGCGAGGACCACAACAACCCUCCGGAUUUCUUCAUGGACGUCAUAACGGAAGGAACCUCCUUGCUGUUGAAAGCUGAAAAACAAAAACAACAAAAUAAUAACAAAAAUAGUCAUGUGGUCGUAAUCGAACUAGACAAUAUAGAGAGGGACCAGGGUUUGCAGCGCUUCAAAGACCCUGGACUCGAUCCAAACAGCCAACAGAAACAACUUAAACUGGUUUACCCUACGUCACCUUUGGUCCAGACAAUGUACGUCUGCGCUAGAACGCUCAAAAACCUCAUAAGGAACCCCCAAACGUUCGCCUUACAGAUUAUGAUCAGCAUAUUUUUUGCUGUCAUAGUUGGUGUUAUCUACCUACAACUUGGUGAUAAGUUUGACUCUGCUAUUCAAAAUAGGAUGGGAGCAUUUCUGUUCAUAGUAAUGAACCAGGUAUUCAGCAACAUGUCCGUCGUCGAGCUCUUCAUCAGAGAGAGACAUAUCUUCAUACACGAAAGUGCUUCAGGUUACUACAGAGUUUCGUCAUAUUUCUUCUCGAAAGUUCUCUGUGACAUCAUUCCCAUGCGUGUCUUGCCCGUUACCAUAUUUUCCCCCAUAUGCUAUUUCAUGAUUGGUCUUCAACCAUCAGCUGAUAAGUUCUUCAUCUUCUACUUGACCUUAUUCUUGACCUCGAUGGCCGGGGCCAGUGUGGGCAUCAUGAUAAGUUCAUCCGUGUCCGUCCUCACCGUUGCUAACUUAAUUAUCGUUCUCAUUUACGUUCUCAUGAUGUUGUUUGGUGGGCUGUUGGUGAAUCUUGAGACGAUGGCGGACUGGCUGAGUUGGCUGCAGUACCUUAGCAUUGUCAGGUUUUCUAUGAACGCUCUAUCGAUAAACGAAUUGAAAGGACUCGUUCUCAAGAAGACCAUCAAUGGGACAGAAAUUACUAUCCGUGGAAUCGGGGAGGAGUUUUUGCAAAACCAAGGAAUCAAAUACGAAACGGAUUGGGAUUUUUGGCAGAACAUUAUGGCUCUAACCAUCAUGAUUAUUGCAUUUCUUAUCCUGGCAUACGUGCAACUAAGAAGAAUGAAGAAGCUUAAGUAAUCAGCUAAGCGUCUGUGUAAUUAUAAUUAUUAUUAAUGAUUAUUAUUAGUUUCAUAAUUAUUCUUAUAAUUGUUGUUUAAUGUUACGUCAAAAAUGUCGGUCGUUAAAUUGACUGCCACAUUAAUUAACUGAUCAAUUAAUUGUAACUUCAACCAAUUAGUCAAAUCUAAUCACUCAAUUAGAAUGAUUGAAAGAAAUUAUUACGAUUAUAUUUUUAAUGUAAUUAAUUGUGAAUAAUUAUUAUUAUUUUUAAG
This is a messenger RNA of Helobdella robusta, 2373 nucleotides long. RefSeq lists its product as hypothetical. The transcript is spliced from 16 exons. Gene Ontology annotation, cellular component: plasma membrane. The record is from RefSeq and is a predicted model, not a curated record. The coding region runs from base 281 to 2119 and encodes 612 amino acids. NCBI's taxonomy places the organism in Eukaryota, Metazoa, Annelida, Clitellata, Rhynchobdellida, Glossiphoniidae. Gene Ontology annotation, molecular function: ATP binding; ATP hydrolysis activity; ABC-type transporter activity.